Messenger RNA from Melanotaenia boesemani (Boeseman's rainbowfish), 5717 nucleotides. Its product is annotated as rab11 family-interacting protein 2. NCBI's taxonomy places the organism in Eukaryota, Metazoa, Chordata, Actinopteri, Atheriniformes, Melanotaeniidae. The record is from RefSeq and is a predicted model, not a curated record. Bases 404 to 1813 code for a protein of 469 amino acids. Gene Ontology annotation, cellular component: phagocytic cup; endosome. Gene Ontology annotation, biological process: regulated exocytosis. Gene Ontology annotation, molecular function: small GTPase binding. The transcript is spliced from 6 exons.
GCUCCCCGCUGUCAACGACAGCAGGGCUUAACUGCUGCAACAACAACGGCAAGUAAUAGUAGCUGGCGUUUAAACGUCAGACUGUCGCAUAAAUGUGUCUUUGGAGGCGAUUAUCUGUUGAGCUGAAGUGCUGAAUAUUAAUUUAUUGUCCGUGAAAAUGACACCGAGAUGACUCACUAGUGGCUUGGACAUCUGUGAUUUGGUAGAAGAUGAGGCAUGCUAAUUUUGCCAGACUUGUCAUUGCUUGUAACCAUAGCAACUGCUGUCACAUAAACCACACUGGAGAGGAUAACAAUCUAUAGAAAUCAUGAUAAUUGCAUUUUGCACAUAACACUCACUAAAACAAAUAACUACAUAAGUGAUAUUCAAACUUGUUGUGAAUGGAUUUCCAUUAAUAUCAACCAUGUCCCUGGGCGAGCAGUCUCAGAAGUGGUUUCCAACCCAUGUCCAAGCCACUGUUCUUCAAGCAACCGGUUUACAACCCAAAGGCAAAAAUGGCACCAACGAUGCCUACACCAUCAUCCAGCUGGGCAAGGAAAAGUACUCCACAUCAGUGGCAGAGAAAACAGUUAAUCCUGUAUGGAGAGAAGAAGCCUCCUUUGAAUUACCUGGUCUACUUCUGGAGGGUAAUCCUGAAGUUUAUGAGCUCUGCCUAAUAGUGAUGCAUCGGUCCUUGGUUGGGAUGGACAAAUUCCUGGGUCAGAGGUCCAUCAACCUAAAUGAAAUCUUUGAUAACAAAGAAAGAAAGAAAACUGACUGGUACUCCUUGGAGUCCAAGCCGGGAAAGAAGAAGAAAGAACGAGGUCGCAUCCAAGUCAGCAUUCAGUUCAUGAGGAACAACAUGACGGCCAGCAUGUUCGACCUCUCCAUGAAGGAAAAGCCCCGCUCGCCUUUUUCCAAACUUAAGGACAAAAUGAAAGGUCGCAAACAUGACAGCGGCUUCAGCGACACGUCUUCAGCCAUCUUGCCUCGCUCUACCUUGUGCGAGUCAGAGCCCAGUCGCCCGUCGGUCGCCCCGGAGCCGCAACCCCAGCCAGACCCAAAGGUCAAGAGGCCGCUGUUGUCUGGAGCACAUAAACUCUCUGCAGCCCAUUCCAUGUCAGAUCUCAUUGGGACCCAUUUUCGACCCAAACUGGACUCUAUGAACUCCAUAAAUGAGAGCGGAAGUACAGGUGGCCCUCACAGGCGUUCCCAGAGCGAGGUGCCAGGAUACCAGGACGGCGAAGCACACAGUGACCCUUUCACUGAUAUCAGUGACACCCUGCCACAGAAGUAUGCCACGCUCCCACGCAACCGCAACCCAUUUGAGGGGGAGCACGGGCAGCUGUGGGACCGGGCAGAGAGGAGGGAGAAAAAGGAGAAGGUCAGCCUACUGGAACGCGUGACGGGAAAGAAGGAAGGCCGCAAAACCAGCAAUGGGGGGCGUUCAGGGAGUUCUGGAGACCUGCGCUCCCCCAAUCCAUUUAGUGGAGACUCUCAAGCAGACACUAACCCGUUCAGCUCCAACUACAAAACCAGUGAUAAAAAACAGACAGGAAACGACAACUUUACCUUCAGCCAGAAGAAGGACAUCUACAGCAAGAAAGCUGAGGUGACCCAGGAAAGCGUGGCCGCCUACAGCAACUUGACCUUCGAGGAAGUUGUUCAGGAACUUAUCAAGCAGAAAGAAGUGUUGAAAAAGAAGGAUGCCCACAUCCGGGAGCUGGAAGACUACAUUGAUAACCUGCUUGUUCGUGUCAUGGAGGAGACACCAAGUAUUCUACGGACACCCUAUGAGCCAAAAAAGAAGGCGGGUAAACUCUCUAAAAAGUAGAAAAACGGUUCCUGGCUAAGAUUUAAUAAUAAUACCUUGUGUCUUGUGUCAUGGGGUUAAAGAAAAACAAGAUCAAAUCCUAAAUGUUCUUUUGUGGGUAUAGUUUUUAUAGACUUUUUUGCUUUAAUAUUCUGGUUAUUAUAGGUUAUUAUAGGGCAUGCAGGUGUAUUGCGUUCUUUGUUUUACAUCAAAUUAUUUUUGUUAUUUGAUAACUUCGAUGACCUUUGGCGGCACAUUUUGAGGUACUUAAACAGGAUACGAGAAGUUCAUCAGUUGCUUAAAGUCCAAUCAAAUAAUGUUUUGGCAACGAGGAUGUAAAAAGAUAUUGUAUUGUACUUGAGAGCCCACAGACGUCUUCACGUACAGUUUCCGUUAGAGAAAAUGCUGGCAAAUUUGUGUUUACCAGAUGAUGUAGUCACAGCUUUUGUGCUAUUCGCUGAAAGAUGGUCAAGUUGUCUGAUAAGAUGAAAGUGUUGUUUCAGUGUUUACAAUCAAAUACAAGUCUUAAACCUGCCAUCAAAACAACACACUUUAGCAGAGGCAGCUUUACCCCCCGUGUCUCUCAACGCUGCAUAAAUGAUUCUUAGGAUGACUGGAAGAGAUUUUUCCAGAGCUUUUUUUUUUUUUUUUUUUUCCUUUUUCUGCUAAGAACAAAUGUACGUUCUAAUUACUGGUUACUGAUUUUGCAUUCUUUGUUUUAUUUGUGGUCUUUUGGUUUUCCUGAAACCAGGGUCUCACAGUUGUUCACUGGAGGUGAUAACUUCACUAACUAGAAGUGCAAUAUAAUCAUUACUUAAAGGUGUUGCUUUACAUUCUGCUGGUCAUGUUCUUGUUUACAUUUUAAUCACGUCUUUUAAUCGACUCUUUUUAGUGGAAAAGGAGUUCUUUAUUACAGUCUAGACUGGUCGACCAAACUUUAUAUCCUUCAGUUACAGCUGUUGCUUACGAUUGUACUGAUGGUACCUAGCUACGCAUGAAGAUAAAUGCUGCACAGUCUUUAUUUAUAAAUGUUUCAUAACUUGUAUGAAUAUUAUUUGAUUGUUUUGGGGUACUUUAAAACACUACUGUGUUCAUUUCCCUCCACACCUCUUCUACUGUGUUAAUGCUGUACAGUUAGUGAAAAUCUACAGAAACAUGUUGCCAAUCUGAAUAACUCAUUCAGACCUGAGAGGGUGUUUUGCUAAAUUAAUCAUAGUUUAAAAGCAGCCCCCUUAAACCUGACGGUUAUCUGAAAAUUUGACAGAAUUGUCACUGUCAGGUAAGAAGAGCUUACGUCUUCAGCUUCAGCAGUGAGUUUCUGUCUGUAGUGGCGGAUGCUGUUGAAUGAGGCUUGAAGGUUUAACCAGGUGCUUCUGGUCUUGAUGAGUUAAGUCAGUGCUCAUGCAUUUGUAAUGUCUACACUGUGCCUCAGUAAUUUAUAGCAUAUCCUUUUUUUUUAUCUCAAAACAUUCCACAGACUUGCGCUCAACUCAGAUCUGAGUGUGAGUGUUUGAUUAAGAAUCUCUUAAUAACUAGUUUUCAGUUUGGCCGCCCCAUGUGGCUGUUUAGUCGUCUCACUCUCUCCUCUGUCUGCGAUGCUGAAAUGUUUUCACCACAUAUGCUGUUUCUGUGUUGAAUUAUUCUUAACUUAUGAGUUUCUAAGGAACAAAUGUUUAAUAAACUGCAUUAGGAGCAGUUUAUGGAUUUCAGCUCUGGUAAUGAAAAAAAUAAAAAAUUCUGAAGCAUUAUAAUUCAACAUAUUCAUCUACAGUUGCAGUAGCAAAGUUAAAUAUUUAUAUAGUUUAGGUUUACAUUUUUAACUUUUUUUUUUCCGUUACUUUGUCCGCAGUAUUAAACAUGCUUUAUAUUUACAUUAAAACUGUCAUUUCUGUUUUUAUCUCUAUCAGGCAAUGACCCAACUUGGCUUGUUUGUGGAUAUUUAUGUUUAGUUUUACUUUACAGUGGUAAGAAUAUUCGACCUUUUCACUGUUUGAUGCCAAAUCACAGAUGAGACAGCCGAUCAAAAUGUAUCUGUGGAAUGUCAACCAUUAUAAACACAUUUUUUUCUUUUCUUGAAUGUGUCACAGCUUAGAAACUAAUGAUGAAAGUUUCUGCCGCUGUUAAAAGUAAUUAUUUGUUUGGAUAUGUUUUUUUGGGGGGGGGGGACUUUGGAUAAUAAUAUCUCCUUUUACUGAAUGUAUUCUGCUUAACUUCAAUCUGAAAUGUGUGAUUUGUGGUUCACUAUCAAUGCCAUAAAUCCUCACUUGCCUUUAAAGUAUUUAGUUUAUCCAAAGAGAUAAUUUCAUCUGUUUUUUUUUGUUUUGUUUUGUUUUGUUUUGUUUUGUUUUUUUCUCUCGACUUCUUCAUCUCUUCUUGAUGAGUCAGACCCUUUGUUAUGGACGAGCUACUGUUGAAAUUUUGUAUUUUCUAAUGCCAAAAAUGUUUAAAUCACAUGAUGAAAUAGCUUCGCACUGAUUGCCUUCUCACACUAGUUGAAGUGUAGAUUCGGUGUCAUGUUUUAGGUUUAAGCAUCUGCUUUUACUAGUCUGUGUUAGUAGUUAGCCACAUUCUUACGAGCGUAAGAAUCUUCUCUAUGCUUCCAUUGUACAUAAUGUAUAGUCUCUUUAUAAGUUCUUGUAGUUCUUGCAUACUAUGGGAUGCUUUAAAUUUACUUCCUGGGGAUUUAAUCUGGUAUCAAUACAGUUACAUUUCAGAGGUAGGUAGGAAAGUGGUAAAACUAAGUUUAAAUUAAGUUGUAGUUUAUUUCUCAGAUGCUUGGGUUCCUUUCAUUCUUGUGCAGAUCAUCAUGAGCAUCAAGGUAAACCUCACACUGAAUAUGGAGCAGAUGAUUCAUCCUCUUUUAUACAAUAUGGCCCUGAGCCCCUUUGCUUUGGUUAAAUGCCAAUAUAAGAAAAGAUAAAAUCUGACAACAUUUAAUGUGGAAUAAAUUUGGACCCUGUGGUUAUUUAGUUCAAAUGAAACAUUUGGGGGGGUGAGUAGUUCAAAUUAAUUCAUUUUGCCUGUCAUUUUGUGUUGUAGCUUGAUUAAUGCUGCUUUAUGCUUUAAGAUAAUUUGGUGCUUUGGUAAAUGUCACAAUAAAACACAAAUCUAUAUGAAAAGCAUUCAUUCACUAGCAUGACAGUCAAAUAAAAAACACUCAUUAUUGCUGUUUUGUUUUUUUUUUCUUCCAAUUUUACAUAUUCGUCAUCCUGCAAAUGUCAGUAACUGAAUAUGCAAUGCAAGUUUUCCUGGAAAGCUCAGCUUGUGCCAUAACAGUAGUUUGUAUAGAUUUUGUUGCACAUGCAUCAAAGUUCGAAAUGUUUUAGGUAAAUACCGGCCAACAAACAGAUAUGUGGAGAAUUUUAUUUCCCUUCUUCCUCCAGAAAGCAUGCAUCGAACCUUUUGAUGAAUAAAGCUCAAGUCGGAUCUCAAAAUCCUCCUCUGGCAGUCUUUUACCGAUUUGUAUGAUGCUGCUUGCCAUAGGCCACAUACAGUUUCCAGACACUAAGACUUAAGCUCCAGCUAAAUCCUCUGACGGUGCUUGUAAUGUGGCACACAGUUUUGAAGGAAAUGAUGACUGUGUUUAUAAAAGAUUUUGCCGGUUGGCAAAGCUUCAAUGAGUUUGCAAAGUUGAAUAGUGGCUGGUGCAUGCAAGCCAACAAAUGGAAAUAUAAUUAAUUUAGUUUAGUGCCCUUAUAACUCUGGAACCUGAAAUAACAUUUUGAGACUGACACAUUGUCGUAUUGAUAAAGGUGUUUUUGGUUUCACAGUUAAUUUCUGCAUACACCUUUUGUACCAAGUUUAAUGUUUGGAUGCUUCUUGUCAUUUCUAUGUGUCCACAUGUUUAGCUUUUGUAAACACAGAAGCCAAAUUUUAUGGCUUUUCCUGGUCUAGAAGCUUUUAAUCCUUUAGAUUGGGUUCAUUU